AUGGCCCAAGGGAACAACUACGGGCAGACCAGCAACGGGGUGGCGGAGGAAUCCCCCAACAUGCUGGUGUACCGGAAGAUGGAAGACGUCAUAGCCCGCAUGCAAGAUGAAAAAAAUGGAAUUCCCAUUCGAACUGUCAAAAGCUUCCUUUCCAAGAUCCCUAGCGUCUUCUCUGGCUCAGACAUUGUUCAGUGGUUAAUAAAGAACCUAACGAUAGAAGAUCCAGUGGAGGCCCUCCAUUUGGGGACGCUGAUGGCUGCCCACGGCUACUUCUUCCCGAUCUCAGAUCACGUCCUCACCCUCAAGGAUGACGGCACCUUUUACCGGUUUCAAACGCCCUACUUUUGGCCAUCCAAUUGCUGGGAGCCGGAAAACACGGAUUACGCGGUGUACCUCUGCAAGAGAACGAUGCAGAACAAGGCCCGGCUGGAGCUCGCCGACUAUGAAGCUGAGAGCCUGGCCCGGCUGCAGAGAGCAUUCGCCCGCAAGUGGGAGUUCAUUUUCAUGCAAGCAGAGGCACAAGCAAAAGUGGACAAGAAGAGGGACAAGAUUGAGAGGAAGAUCCUCGACAGCCAAGAGAGGGCCUUCUGGGACGUGCACCGCCCUGUGCCUGGCUGUGUGAACACCACGGAAGUGGACAUCAAGAAGUCGUCCCGCAUGCGAAACCCACACAAAACCCGGAAGUCUGUCUAUGGUUUACAAAACGAUAUUCGAAGUCACAGUCCUACCCACACACCCACGCCAGAAACGAAACCUCCCACAGAAGAUGAGUUACAGGAGCAGAUAAACUAUUGGCAAAUACAGUUAGACAGACAUCGGUUAAAAAUGUCAAAAGUUGCUGAUAGUCUGCUAAGCUACACGGAGCAGUAUUUAGACUAUGACCCAUUUUUUGUGCCGCCUGACCCUUCCAACCCGUGGCUGUCCGAUGAUACUACUUUCUGGGAACUUGAAGCAAGCAAAGAACCGAGCCAGCAGAGGGUCAAACGGUGGGGCUUUGGCAUGGAUGAAGCAUUGAAAGACCCCGUUGGGAGAGAACAGUUUCUUAAGUUUCUAGAGUCAGAAUUCAGCUCCGAAAACUUAAGGUUCUGGCUGGCGGUGGAGGACCUGAAGAAGAGGCCUAUAAGGGAAGUCCCCUCGCGGGUCCAGGAAAUAUGGCAGGAAUUCCUGGCUCCGGGAGCCCCCAGUGCCAUCAACCUGGACUCGAAGAGCUACGACAAGACCACGCAGAACGUGAAGGAGCCUGGGCGGUACACCUUCGAAGACGCUCAGGAGCACAUUUACAAAUUGAUGAAAAGUGAUUCAUACCCACGUUUUAUACGAUCCAGUGCCUACCAGGAGCUUCUACAGGCGAAGAAAAAGGGGAAAUCGCUCACGUCCAAGAGGUUAACGAGCCUCGUCCAGUCCAACUGAAAGGACCGCCCUGUAGCAUGGACGCAGACCGAGUCGUUGCGUAUACUUUGUAGCUCUUUGUUGUUGUGACCCGGAGCGGAGGACCUUGGGCCAGGAUGUUGCAUGAGCAAAGGACCCGAGUCGUUCUUCCUUCGCGUGCCAUCUCCACGGGACUCCGCCAUCCCCACGCCUCCAUGUCCAAAUGGGGUCGACCUCCUUCCUCCGCGUACUAAGCUGGAUCUGUGUCUUUUCCUUUUUAUCAAGUUCAAGUGAAGUACGCCUUCUACUUCCCUCCUCCCCGUCCCUACUUUCUUUUUUCUGUCCCUUAACGCUUCAGCUAGACACACAGUUCACUGGAAAUGGAAUCUGUCACACACUGGAAGAACCGUCCAAGGAAAGCAGCAUCUGUCAGUCAGUAUGCCUACAGCUUCACAUCCAUUAACCGACCCGUCCGCCCAGGAAGGCUCAUUUCACCGAUGUACUCGCAGAAACAAGCUUCCAUUUCCGUCUGUCGUCUGUCCGUGCCCGGUCCCUGUUUCUGCAUUUAUUUUUAUACCGUGUUUAAAUACGAAGCACCUCUUGACUCCCCGUGGAUUCAAGCGGAUUCCU
This is a messenger RNA of Eptesicus fuscus (big brown bat), 1998 nucleotides long. It is a transcript of the gene RGS7, whose product is annotated as regulator of G protein signaling 7. Gene Ontology annotation, biological process: regulation of G protein-coupled receptor signaling pathway; intracellular signal transduction; G protein-coupled receptor signaling pathway. The transcript has 16 exons. The coding region runs from base 1 to 1410 and encodes 469 amino acids. The record is from RefSeq and is a predicted model, not a curated record. Lineage: Eukaryota; Metazoa; Chordata; Mammalia; Chiroptera; Vespertilionidae.